UGACAUAUUGUUGAUGUUUACAUCGACCGGCAGAAUGGAGCUCGUGGGGUCCAAAAUCGCUAAAUUUCCUCAUUCGGUAAUAAAAUCCUAGCUGUACUUAACUAAUGUUACUACCGCCAUGCAAUGGCAUCGAAGCAGCUUGUACUGGAUCAAUUAAAAUCGUUCAUCGAAGAGUCUGAAUGUAGAAUAAACCGGAUUUUGCAAAGCGUUGGUUGGAGCAAAGAAAGUGUUCUGAAUUCGAAUGCCAGCAAAACCACCGAUGAAGUCAACCAGGAGAAAAAUCAAUCAAACACUACCGACACAUUACCGGCUUCUUUCCAACCCUCCGAUAGUCGUUCAUCGAUUCGUUUAGAUAAUAUUAAGCAAGCCGAAGCAAUAUUAGAGGAAGUGUACCGUAACCCGUCGUUUGAGUUGGGCGUCCCAUUAGAAAACCUGGUGGAUCGUGACCCUCCAUCGAGCAUUGCAGAUUUGCAUGUAAACUUUACACGCGAAGAACGGUUGUCAAUUUGCCAGCAUGUGCUUGCAAACACUACCAAACCACCGGACGUGCCAGAAAUCAAAAUAAGGUUCAAGCAAGAUACACACUCUGAAGAAAAGCCUACUUCGCUGCCCGAAAUAGCUGCCAUCGUGCGAGAUGCACGGAGACGCAACCCAAAACACAGAGUGUCCCGCAAUCCUUUGACUUACAGUGAGGAACUGAGAAACGUGAUUCAAGUGCAGACGGACGCUUUGGCACACCAUUUUCGUCAGUCUUCCCGCACUGCUGAAGUAGACGCUAGAGAAGGCAGACGAAGGGAAUCAAAACAUGUUCGUAAGUCUCGUUCCAAAUCUCCCUUACUAGAUCGUAGCGAUAGAAGCAGAAAGAACGAAACGAACUACGUUCGAAGGUCUCGAUCAAACUCUCCUGCACCUGGCCGUAGCUAUAGGAAGCGAAAUCGACACCGAAGCCGUUCCCGUGACCGUUCCAUGUCAAAAGAAAGGAAACGCCAUAAAUUGGAAAAGAAACACAAGAAAAAGCGCGACCGAUAA
Anopheles coluzzii is the source of this 1029-nucleotide messenger RNA. RefSeq lists its product as uncharacterized. NCBI's taxonomy places the organism in Eukaryota, Metazoa, Arthropoda, Insecta, Diptera, Culicidae. The coding region runs from base 124 to 1029 and encodes 301 amino acids. The record is from RefSeq and is a predicted model, not a curated record. The transcript is spliced from 4 exons.